Molecule: messenger RNA, 624 nt
Organism: Paracoccidioides brasiliensis Pb18
Exons: 1
Coding region: 1-624 (207 amino acids)
Source: RefSeq, a predicted model, not a curated record
AUGUCUGUGCUGUUGUCCUACGGAAGUUAUUUGGGAUACGGUAUUCUCGAUCGAAGGUUACAGGAUGCCUUAGUCCUAACUUAUUCCUCCACCGUGCCCGCUAAACACUGGGCUGAAGGAACUGACUGGGCGAUGUAUUUCCAAUUAUGGGGAUUUGCGAUUGCGGAUGAUAUUGUUGUUGGAGCAGUCUUCCUGCUGGCAGUGCUCACCGCACCGCUUCCGUUUGCUAUGCUCCUUUACCACCUAUACUUAAUCUGGAGCGGAAUGACCACCAAUGAGAGCGCAAAGUGGGGUGAUUGGCGAGACGACAUUGCGGACGGACUUGUAUUCAAGGCGAAGAAAAGCGAAAUAUACCCCCAAAGGCAUCCGGAUGCUGACAUCGUGGAGCCGGAUAUUCCUUGGCCGAUUAAUACGGACCACACCCUGAUUUUUACAAGCGAUGGAAGUCCUCCUAGAGUUGGAUUCUCUCUGGACGGGGAAUGUACUUCCAUCACCCAACCCGGGAAGCUGGGCACGGCUCCCGAUCCAAGAUGGCGAAGGGUACAGAGACUUGAGGAUGUUGUGAAUGUAUAUGAUCUUGGAUUCUGGUCGAAUUUAAGGGAGGCACUACGCAUUCGUCGAUGA